Molecule: messenger RNA, 5745 nt
Organism: Hippocampus zosterae (dwarf seahorse)
Lineage: Eukaryota; Metazoa; Chordata; Actinopteri; Syngnathiformes; Syngnathidae
Gene: kcnq1.2
Product: potassium voltage-gated channel, KQT-like subfamily, member 1.2
Exons: 20
Coding region: 578-2875 (765 amino acids)
Biological process (GO): potassium ion transport; transmembrane transport
Cellular component (GO): membrane
Molecular function (GO): voltage-gated potassium channel activity
Source: RefSeq, a predicted model, not a curated record
UUGACAGUUCACGCGAGUUCCAAAAGCUCAUUUCUGUAAUGUCCUCCGCACACCAACAUAUCAGAGUUACCCUGUAAAUAAGUCACGUUUGAUAUACAUACAAGUGAUGAUCAUUAUUUCUUGUGUUACGGCAAAAAAAAAAAAAAAAAAACUAACAAAUGUGGAGGAUAUCAAUUGAACUAAAAAUUCCCGAGUAGCCUUGAACUCCGCAUAACGCACAGGCUCUUGCUGCCAUUGAUGCACUUCAAAGUCCCGCAAACGGACACCGACCGAAACGCUCGUGCGUUGUUUGUUUAUUUACUUUUUUUGUGAGCGCAGAUGUUGGGUGAUUAUUUACUUUAUUCUACAUAAAACUCGGUGAAUCAUAUUUUGAUUUACUCUUCACCUGAAUUUGAUUUUGCAAGUCGAACUUGUGCCACGGCGAAUGAUAUAUUGACGUUUGAAGGUAUUCACCCAAUGGACAGCGUACAAACACCAUGAGCACAUUUUUGGUGUCUACUUCCCGUAUGGACGCACAUGCCGGCAGCUCGCCGAGUGAUUGCUCAUCCGCCACAGGAAACUCACGACGAUCGUCUUCAUGACCUCCCCCAAGUGCUCCGUGCCCCUUGUGGACCCUCCAUCAGCUCCACCUCUGAAGUUUGGAACCAACAUGGGGGAGAGACGGGCACGCUCCUUCCAUAUGACGUGCCGCCUACAGCGGGACUACGGCAACAGGUUGGGGUGCCCCUUCGCCCGAAGGGGCCCCAACGGCUACGCUAGCACCAGCCUCAGCCUCAGCCUGGACCAGGAGAUGGAUGCUGACAAUUCUUCACCCGUGGUCGGCAAGAGCGAGGCCCCCAUGCCCGACAUGGGCCUCUACGCUCCCGUUUCACUGGAACUGGACUCAGCGGCGGUCAAUAAUGGAUCAGGUGUCCCCCACCGCCCGAUGGCGAAGGAUCCGGCGCUGCGCCGCCAGCUCCCCGUCGCCUCGGCGCCUCUCCCGCCGCCUCUCCCGCCGCCUCUUCCGCGUUCCAGCUGGCUGCAUCGCCACCAAAAGGAGUUCCAGCGGCCGUAUGUCAAGACGAGCAUGCAGGGCGAUGUUUACAACUUCCUCGAGAGACCCGCUGGACUGAAAUGUUUCCUCUACCACUUCUUUGUCUUCGUCAUGGUUCUGGUGUGUCUCAUCUUCAGUGUCCUGUCCACAAUCGAGCAAUAUACAGACAUUGCUUCCGGAUCUUUGUUCUGGAUGGAAAUCGUGCUGGUGCUGUUCUUCGGCAGCGAGUACGUGGUGCGGCUGUGGUCCGCCGGCUGCCGCAGCAAAUACGCCGGCAUCGGGGGACGCCUCCGCUUCAUCAGGAAGCCCAUAUCCAUCAUAGACUUGAUUGUGGUCAUCGCCUCCAUCAUUGUACUCGCUGUGGGCUCCAAUGGCCAAGUUUUUGCCACAUCUGCCAUCAGAGGCAUCCGUUUCCUGCAAAUCCUGCGCAUGCUCCACGUGGACCGACAGGGCGGAACGUGGAGGCUGCUGGGAUCUGUGGUGUUCAUCCAUCGGCAGGAGCUCAUCACCACGCUAUACAUCGGCUUCCUGGGCCUGAUCUUCUCAUCUUACUUUGUCUACUUGGCGGAGAAGGAUGCUGUGGAUGAGGAGGGCAAGACGGGCUUCUCCAGCUAUGCUGAUGCUCUGUGGUGGGGCGUGGUGACCGUGACCACAAUCGGCUAUGGAGACAAGAUCCCUCAAACGUGGAUCGGCAAGGCCAUCGCCUCCUGUUUCAGCGUCUUUGCCAUCUCCUUUUUUGCUCUGCCGGCUGGCAUCUUGGGAUCGGGGUUCGCCCUGAAGGUCCAGCAGAAGCAGAGACAAAAGCACUUCAAUAGACAAAUCCCUGCCGCAGCCUCUCUCAUCCAGACGCUUUGGCGCUGCUAUGCGGCGGAGAAACCCAACGGCUGUGCGGCGACGUGGAAAAUGUACGUCCUGACUCCAGAGGCCAUCGCCAAGGUGGAAUCGGACAACUCCAGCCCCACCAUCAGGAAGCUGAACAUCUCGAAAAAGGUCCCCAAGAGGAUGCGGAAGUCGAUGCGAGGUCACGGCUCUAUGGGCGUGUCGUCGGAGCUGGCCGUAUCUAUCCCCCAAAUCACCUACGAUCACAUUGACGACUCCGUGGAGAAGAAGGACGUCUCCUUCUUUGUGGAGGAGCCGAGUAGCACCGUGGAAGGAAUCACUAGGAUGUUCAGACAAACAGGCCCUCGUCAUCAUUCUUGGUCGUCUUUCACUCUGAGCUGUCCUUCCUCUCCAGUGAAGAUGACCCGCGGCAACAGCAUGUCCAUCGACAUCACUCGCGCUAGCAGCCUGACUGACGAGCUGGACUGCAUGUGGGAAGAUAUUCCCCUCUCUGUGAUGACGGACAACUCUCAUCUUUUGACUUGCCCGUUUGUGGCAUCGGUCCAGGACUCUUUCUCCACACACCACUUGAAUUCCACAAGGUUGUCUCACGCCCAGAGGUCCGCCGUCAAAGUCCUGCGUCGCAUGCAGUACUUUGUGGCCCGCAAGAAGUUCCAGCAAGCGCGCAAGCCGUACGAUGUCCGUGAUGUGAUCGAGCAGUACUCACAAGGUCAUCUCAACAUGAUGGUGCGCAUCAAGGAGCUGCAGAGAAGGUUGGAUGGCACACUGGGAAAGCCGGGAAUGUUCCUCCCAGGUAAAGGGGAAGAUAAAGAAUUCCCAACGAUCGGAGCACGACUGGUCCGGCUGGAAGAUAAGGUCUACCAGAUGGACCAGAAAAUGGACUCGGUUCUUCGGAUCCUCUCGGAGCAGUUCCGGCCCAAGCCUGAGCUGAUUUCCCGGCCCUCCAUCCGCAGGGUGACCAUCCAGAAGCGUAUGGGUGCCAGCAUCGACGAGGGCCCCUAAAGGCUCCUCCCAAACCCCUUUGGAGUUUUUCUCAUUGACCCCUCAGAACUCGGAACAGAAAAAAGAGCCCCGAAGACUGAGAAUUAUGGUGUGAAGACCUUCCUUCUCAUGGUCACUCCUGUAGCUCUUUUUGGGGGUCUUAUGGGGGCUAAAUCCCGGGCACCUUUCAAAGGCCGUGACUCUUUUUAUCCCCCCCCCCCCCCAAAUGGAAUUUAUAUGUGCCCGCUCUUCUCUUCCUAAUAUUAUUUCGAAGCUAACGAGCAAGCAAUCAAAGCACCGACGGCGCAGGCAUUCCACAAGUCCUUUUAUUUAUCUUGGCAACGUCCAGACAUACACACACACACACAGACACACGCAGACACACACACACACACACACAUUCAGCCCUCUUGAUUUAGACUGUGUUUGUUCGAGGCGAUCGAAUAACACGAGCAAGGGAAGACUUCAUUCGGCCCGCGCAAAUUGGAAAUAUUACUUUAGCUGAACCUAAUACAAGGGAAAAAAAUGGCCGCAACAGGAACGGACCUCUUUGGCAGAACUCUGUUUACUCCGGGACUGUCCGAAUGUCCAUCAGUCAUCAUCGGGAAUCUUCUUGAUAUCCUCCAGGACUUGAAGAGGCUUUUUACAAGUUUCGUUGGAACUUGAAUAACUCUGGUCCAAAGUCUGGUCCAAAAAUGGCUCAGGAAUUCAGGACACUAACAAAAAUGUGUGUGUGUGGGGGGGGGGGGGGGGGGGGCAUUUGAACCAUGAUAUCCUAUCAUGUAAUGAAUGCGAUGUCACUCUUUCCAGUUAUUCCUCGUGAAAUCAAGAGAGAAUGACUCUAAAUAAUCUCGUCAACCAGCAGGGCACAGGAGAGGAAGAGGAACUCUCAGCCAAGGCCGGCAUCGUUCAGACGGCCCAAUUUGAGUCCGUCCGCCCACACGGGGGCCUGCCAUCAGUUGAUCUCAGUCCAUAGUCUUCAAGUUGUUUGUUUAUGUAUAAGGCAACAGCAGUCAAAGAAGGUUUACUAAUUAGUUUUGUUUUGGGCUUUUUUUGCGUUGCUGUUCACAACACUUGUAUAACUUUCUUUGUUACCGGAACAAUAUUUAAAACUUCGAAGGCUCUCCUCCCCGGAAUGAUUUUCGUUGAAGUUCGGGACUGUAACUAUUGCUUGGCCUCAUGGACUCAUGAGCCACACGACAGAGGUGGGUAGUAGCUUGCUUUUUUUUCCUGCACUAUCAUAUCUUUUCACCACGGUGCUGAUCUGUUAGCGACAAAAGUACAGCCCCUACUAUUUGAGGAGCGGUACCGAGGCCUGUGAGUACUUGGGGAAACGUUUUAAAAUACAUUUAGUCAUAUCUUAAAAUGUAAAUCUAGCACAUAAGAAUGGGAUGGAUGGAUCUACCGCAUACUAUGAUCCCAAAAGACGUUCGUAUCAUAUCGUAUCAUUUCAAAUGUAUUGUACAUUACCCAUGAAAUGAAAUGGCUUACGGAUUGUUUGAUUUUUGCUGUUGAAAAGUCACUCAGCGCAGCUAAAAAUAAAUAAAUAAAAAUCUUGGACGGGCAUUAUUUGUGCGACCAGCUGAGGCUAAACUUAGCUCUUUGUUGAAAUACAAAAAUAUGAUCCCAAAACACUUUCUUUGGAAACUCAUAUUACAACAUUACCAUUUAGCUAAUGCGGUCCUCGUAAUGGGAAUAUUUGGCCCGCUAGCACCUCGCUGUUAGCCUGCGAACGCUAUGCUAGCAACAAACAAGCGGAGGUUUUCAAAGUUAGAUGCCAGACUUGAGAGGUGAGCUAAAUUAGGGCUAGCUAGGAUAAGGCUAGUAGCAACUUAGAUGAAUUUAAAAUGGAACCAAGGAGGAAAAAAAACAUCCCUUGUUCUGCCCUCUGCAGGAUAUUGGAGGUUAAAAUAAGUUAUAACAAACAAGUGGAAGUUUUCAAACAUAGACUUGAGAGAUGAGCUAAAUUAGGGCUAGCUAGGACGAGGCUAGUAGCAACGUAUAGAUGAAUUUAAAAUGGAACCAAAGAGGGGGAAAAACAUCCCUUGUUCUGCCCUCUACAGGGUCUUGGAGGUUUAAACAAGUGAUUUUAAACUAAAAGGGUUCAAAUCUUUCCGUUUGUUAGUUCCCAUUUGAAUCAAAUAGUAUUGUUAUGUGUUUUUUGUUAUUGUAAAGUGUCCUUGGGUUUCUUGAAAGGCACUUAUACAUAAAAUGUAAUAUUAUUAUUAGCAUUUGAAUCAAAUAACAUUUUUUUAAAAAUUUGUUGGACCGUAACGCGUUUGUUCCGUAUAAGUGAAUUGGGUAACCCGUUCAAGUUGAUUCGGUCAUUCGGUGGCUAAAGUCAAUAAGAAUAGCAAAUGCGGAUAUUUGAUGCAUGUCCGAUCUCGAGUAAACAGCAAACGGCGAAUAGGCGGGGGUUCGCUGUUGAUUUUGUCUCCUGACUUGUGUUUUCAAGAGCGUGCGUAACACACCUUGACGCAAUCAUCCACCUCUCUUCUCCGCUCUCUUGUACACUUUUAUAAGUGAUGUAAAUAGAGACGUUGCCUUAUUGCACUGUAAUUCGUAUCCCUUUUGGAAACAUCGGCGCCGUUUCUCAGGAGUGUUGAGAAAACAUGGCGAGCGAGGCUCCUGCGCCGCGGACGAAUGGAAAUGAUACUCACGCGCACUCUCUGCACUAUCGCUAUGUUGUAAAUAAUAAAAUCGAAAGACCAUAUCAAUGAUUCAUUGAACGACAUUUCAUGACACGCUGGCCUGCUCUCUUGAUCAAGUCCUUCAUCCUUCAGGUGAAACUUGCAUCCUGGCUUUCAUUUUCCUCAAAUCACAAAGCACAAAGUUGCGCUAAAUUUCCUGUCGCACAGCAAUCUCAACAAAAAGGGAAAACCAACACUUCC